This is a messenger RNA of Aspergillus oryzae RIB40, 900 nucleotides long. It is a transcript of the gene rps0, whose product is annotated as 40S ribosomal protein uS2. NCBI's taxonomy places the organism in Eukaryota, Fungi, Ascomycota, Eurotiomycetes, Eurotiales, Aspergillaceae. The transcript has 2 exons. Gene Ontology annotation, biological process: ribosomal small subunit assembly; cytoplasmic translation. Gene Ontology annotation, cellular component: ribosome; 90S preribosome; cytosolic small ribosomal subunit. Bases 1 to 900 code for a protein of 299 amino acids. The record is from RefSeq and is a predicted model, not a curated record. Gene Ontology annotation, molecular function: structural constituent of ribosome.
AUGGCCCCCUCUCAGCUUCCCCCGAUCUUCAACCCCACCCAGCAGGACAUUGAGCAGCUGCUCGCUGCUCAGUGCCACCUGGGUUCCAAGAACCUCCAGGUGCACAUGGAGCCUUACCUCUGGAAGACUCGCCCUGACGGUGUCAAUGUCAUCAACAUUGGCAAGACCUGGGAGAAGAUCCUUUUGGCUGCCCGUAUCAUUGCGGCUGUCGAGAAUCCCGCCGAUAUCUGUGUGAUCUCCGCUCGUCCUUAUGGUCAGCGUGCUGUCCUGAAGUUCGCUGCCCACACCGGUGCCACCGCCAUCGCCGGCCGUUUCACCCCCGGUAACUUCACCAACUACAUCACCCGCUCUUUCAAGGAGCCCCGUCUCAUCAUCGUUACCGACCCUCGCACCGACUCUCAGGCCAUCAAGGAGGCUAGCUACGUCAACAUCCCCGUCCUCGCUCUUUGCGACACUGACUCCCCCACCGACUUCGUUGACGUUGCUAUCCCCACCAACAACAAGGGUCGUCACUCCAUCGGUCUGGUUUGGUGGAUGCUUGCCCGUGAGGUCCUCCGUCUCCGCGGUACCCUCGCUACCCGCGAGACCGAGUGGGAUGUCGUUCCUGACCUCUACUUCUACCGCGACCCUGAGGCCGAGGAGAACAAGGAGAUCGCCGAUGAGUCCAAGGUUGCUACUGCCGAGGAGGUCGGUGCCGGUGCCAUUGAGUCUGGCUUCGCUGGUGAGAACUGGGACACCCAGGGUGCUGGUGCUGGUGUUCCUGGCACUGCUUUCGCUGCUGCUAGCGCUGCUGGUCCUACCAGCUGGGAGGCUGAUGGUGCCGACUGGGCCGCCAGCUCCGCUCCUGCCGCUGCUGGUGAGAGCUGGGCUGAGACCCAGCCUGCUGAGGGCAAGUGGUAA